Molecule: messenger RNA, 795 nt
Organism: Lates calcarifer (barramundi perch)
Lineage: Eukaryota; Metazoa; Chordata; Actinopteri; Centropomidae
Gene: pfdn4
Product: prefoldin subunit 4
Exons: 4
Coding region: 83-490 (135 amino acids)
Biological process (GO): protein folding
Cellular component (GO): cytoplasm; prefoldin complex
Source: RefSeq, a predicted model, not a curated record
AGGCACUUCCGCCCGCUAGAUGGCGGUAUAGCUAUAUUGUGUCGUACAGCCCUGCUGUCUUUGUGCAGAAGAGGAAGUCAAGAUGGCAGCCACUGUGAAGGGACCUGUUGCGGUUGAAGAUGUGAAUGUCACUUUUGAAGACCAGCAGAAGAUCAAUAAAUUUGCCAGAAACACAAGUCGGAUGACAGAACUCAAAAGUGAAAUAGAAGCAAAGAAAAAAUCACUGCAGAACUUACAGGAUGCCAGUGAUGACCUAAUGAUGUUAGACGACGACUCUCUGUUGAUCCCUUAUCAAAUUGGUGACGUCUUUAUCAGUCACACCCAGGAAGAAACACAAGAGAUGCUGGAGGCUGCAAAGGAAGCACUGGAGCAGGAAGUCAAGGGCCUUGAGGAACAAGUGUCAGCAAUACAGCAAGUGUUGGGGGAUCUGAAGGUCCAGCUUUAUGCCAAGUUUGGUAACAAUAUUAACCUGGAGGCAGAUGAAAGCUGAGCAGUGAAAUGGACAUUGAAGGCUGCCCCAGCAUGGACGUUUUCAUGCAGCUCUCGUAUCACAUCCACCGGACGUUUUGCCAAACAAAGCAUCAACAUGAACAGUUUAGGUUUGUAGCUUCUGGCUUCUGUUUCCACAGAUGAUGUAUGUGUUUAGCUUUGUUACAAAUUCACGAAGACAACAAAGGUAAAGAUUUGGAGAUAAAAUAAAUCUGCAUAAUUUCUAAUCUAUUUUAAUUGGCCCCUUAUUUAAUGCUCAUGUUUUUUACUCUGUUGAUAAAGCUGAAGUAAAAAUGAGGAAAGAAA